Messenger RNA from Cercopithifilaria johnstoni, 3813 nucleotides. The record is from the annotation of a GenBank genome assembly. Lineage: Eukaryota; Metazoa; Nematoda; Chromadorea; Rhabditida; Onchocercidae.
AUGUUUGAAGAUAAGUCGCAAAUUAGUAAUACUAACGAAUGGUAUCAAAAAGUACAAAUAUGUCGGCGUGUACCGCCACGACGUGUACAGCUUGACGGAUGUAAUAAACCGGAAUGCUACGCGUUAUCGUUACGAAAUGCACGAUUGCCUAGUUUAAAAAUGGAUAUGUUAUAUCGCAUUCAUGCAUAUUUCUAUGAUAAACGGCAAAAAUAUUACUUCGGGAAACCGUUUUGUGGUAGAUGGUGCCGUCCCACUUCUGAUUUUGUCCCUUUUACUGAGGUAAUCUUCUUCUGGUGUUCCUUUACCGAUAAUAUCGAUAUUAUUCUGGAAGUGGUUGAGGGAGAGCAGAGAGGACAAAAUUGUAGUCGUUUAUAUACAGCAGGAUGGACUUCACUAUCAUUGGAAAGCACCGAAAAUUCGACUGCCUUCCGCAGACUUCCACUAUACCCGGGAUCUCCGAAAGCGUUGUUUUUUAUGGAUUCUGAGGUGGAAAUGACAGAUCUUCUCGGAAAGAUAAAUAUCGGUGUAGAAAUUUGUUUGCAAACACAUCAAGAAAUGUAUAAUGUAUUGGACUAUAUUCCUGAUUGGUACAUAUUUGAUCAAUGGGAAGAUAUUCCUGGGUUACGAAGAAGUAAAUCUCAGGCCAUUCAUCCGGAAGCGUUGAAAAGUCGAACAUCCAUUUUAAGAAAAAUAAAUGUUUCAUUCGGCAUGGAUGUCUACAAAUUUGAACAAGUUCUACUUCAUUUAAUGAACAAUGACAGGCUUUAUCGAGCAAACAGAUCACCUGCAGAUAUUAAUAUUAAGAUGAUGGAAGUUUUAGAAAGAAGAAUUACAAUUGGGAUGCAUAACGGUUUAUGCUAUGUGGAGAAACCGCAAUGUCUACAUCUUACUUCAUCCGAAAAUCAAAUUUGCAGCACCUUGGAAAUGAGACGAUUACAGUCGCAAAGUCUGUGCAUGAAUGGAAGUGUAAUCUUAAAUAGAAUGAUUACAGAUCCUCGUUUCGCUGUUGUCUUUUCACUGGAUUAUCUUGUCGGAGUUCAUUCGUGUGAUAGGACAGUACAUUCAUCACAGUCAGUGAUGAUCUGUUGGGGUGCUUGGUGUCCUUUUGCUGUAGAUAUCAUACCGAAUGGUGAGAUUACUAUCCCUUUACUCGGAGGACCAUACGUCAAUCCAGAUGAACGUUUAGCAUUCAGAAGCUUAUUUGCUUUUCGCUCUGAUUUGUCCUUUUGUGAUCAGUUUCCAAGAAUUAAAAUUACAUUUAUAUGUUCAGGACUUGGAGAGAUUGAGUACCUGUUAAAUACUUCAACAUGCAUCAACAAUGAGUCUCAGACACAAGACUGGAAAAGACCAAAUAUGGAAACUGUUGGACUUCAACUUAAUUCAACUGAAACUGCUCAAAAUCCCGAAAAAAUGCUCGGAAAUAGGUACGGAAUGAAGUCAUCAUUGCUUUUAUCAUCGGAAGAAAAUUUUGGUGAAAAAAUUUCUUCCAGUGAAGAGCGAAAAUAUGACACUUGUACGAGCGUGAAAAUUUAUGGUUCACCAUUAGCGAGGAUAUCAAAUAUACCUCGUUCAUCUCUUGCUGUCCUCGCUGACAUUUCAUUCACUCCUAUAAAAGAUCGCAAUGGAAACAAACCGAAACUUGUGGACAUUGAGAACUUUCCGACUCCAGACAUUAAUAUUGAACUGAAUGAUAAAUUAAAUACGAAUGAAAUCGUCAUGCAGUUUAUGGCCAUUCAAAUCAGUGGAGGAGAUGUUGGUUCCAUCAAUAUACCAAGUGCAGUAUUCUUUACGAUGGAAUUUUAUCGCUUCCACACAGUUACAACUGAAAGGCUAUGGUUAGCAAAAACAACUCACCACGAACAGUUCUUUGUUUUGAAGCGCAGAGGAAAUAUUGAAGAGAUCUCUGUAGAAGACUGCAAUGGCUUCACUGUAAGAUAUAUGGUCGAUGGGAACUCACUUCCAGAUGGAGACAAAGAAGAUUUUAUCAAUUAUCUUUCAAAUGGCUAUGCGAUUGUUGAUGUAUGGAAUGCUGAUUCUCUGUUACCUCUUGGCAAGUUGUAUAUUUCGCUAAAAUUCUUGCUGAGACAUGGAUCGGAGGCAGUACAGGCCGAUAUACAAAGUGUAGUAAUGCUCAGCAAUUUUCUCGAUCCAUCCAUUAUAACAUGUCAAGUAUUACUUCGAUUAACCAGUAUUGGCUAUCCAUGUUUUAAACAGAUAGAUUCAAUGCGAAAUCGAAUGAGCACAGUGGUAAGUCGACAAUUAACUCGAAUUGGUCAAGAUGAAAAUGAAUCGUACAAGAUUAGAGCUAAACCAUUGAAUCCAAUCCACGAAAAUUCUCUGCAACAUUUCUUGGCUGCUCAAAGAUUGGACAUAAAUCAGCGUUACAAUGAAAUUAUGGGCGGUACACCACUGGGGGCAAAAAACCAGAAUUCAGUGAUAAAGCCGCUCACGGGAUCAAUGAAGCGGUAUCUGUUUCAGCAAGAAUUGGAAGCCUAUAAAAAAUUGCGUGAUGAAGAUAAGGCAUCGAAGCUACUAAAAGUUGUUUUCAAAGCAAUAACUACAGAAUAUCGAAUUUAUCCAAAAUAUGGUCAAGUCAUAUUUUUCGAGCACAUGCUUCAAAAUACGGAAUCAAACCCAGUUGUAAUCGUUGUAGACACUGCCCAGAGCACAUUAAAACCACUUUUCGAUGUAGAUUUAUGGCAGUAUUACAAAAAUAUGUACAGAAUUGAAACUCCACUUGAAAAGGACCUAUAUCAAAUAUCAGGAGAAAAUGAACAAACUACCGAAGUGCAGAUUUUCCUGAAACCGAUGGAAACCAUAUUUGCACCAUUUAUUUACGAUGGAUUUACGCUGCCUCAAGAACAAAUCAGAGAUCAAGUUAAAAUAAUAUUUAAAAAGAAAAAUGGUGGUGAACCAAUAGCAAUCUUAGAUUUAUUGGUCGGAAAUCGUCGUAACAUAAUUUCUAAUUCAUUUCGUUUUUAUCACGAAGCGGAAACAACGCUAUCCAGGAUCAUUCACAUUACCGGAUAUAAAAGUCGUGUGUUUUCCAUCCGUUGUACAGAUCCUCUUGUACUAACCUCAUUUAAAAAUAACUGCGAUGGCUCUCAGGAUUUACAUUUUACGUGUCAAACAGGUAAAGCACCAAUAUUACGAACAUUCACAGUGAUCUUUUUUUCUGAUCAAUACUAUAGCAUUGUUUUGGGAGCAUGGUUAAUACACAUUCAUGCGGUGAAUCAAAUCAAUUUGAAUGCUGUUCGUGCACAGCUCAUCAAAGUUCCCAUCGUUUUAAAAACUGAAGAUAACUACGAUGGCUUAGUUCAUUUUGGAACCUCUUCAAAAAAUCUUGAGAUUCAUCCAUCAGAUGCAAUUGCAGCGCAACGUGAUGACACUUUGGAUGCUGUAGUUAAUUUUUUGCCAGAUAUCACAGGUUCUCGUAUGAUGCUAAUUUCGGCAACUGAUCAACGAACAAAUCACUUAUUGUAUCAGUGGAUGAUUGCAGUAAAUGUCCAAGAAGCCAAUAUCACUAAAAUAUUUGAAGUUUAUUUGCAAAGUAAAGGAAAUCAAACAAUUAUAUUAGCUAUAAGGAAUCAAUACAGCGUGGAACGCUUAUUUAGGAUUUCUUGUUCUCAUCCAGAAUGUGUCCGGAUUGAAAAUGAUAUCGUCAGGCUUUCUGGCUACAAAUCAAUUAACAUUUCCAUCACAUUCUUGCUAAACAAUGAAGUGAAAUUGCCUGAGGUACUUUUAUUUGUUACGAAUGCAGAAAAUAAUCUUCAGGAAGAAGCUUAUUCUCUGAAAUUGAUUUAUCAUGAUUAG